AUGCCAGCCCGAUCGCCGCGGCGCAGCACCAACGACGUGCUCAACCAGACGGGCGUCGUGGGUGCAGCCGCCCGCUUCUGGAAGCGCUCGUAUGCCUCGGACUACGUCGGUCUCGCCAUCCUGGUCGGCGGGUACAUCGUACUCCAGAUGCAGUUCCUCGCCGAGCCCUUCCACCGCAUGUUCUACCUCGACGACCUGCGCAUCGCCUACCCGCACGCCGUGACGGAGCGCGUCAACGUCGCCUGGCUGUUCAUCUACGCCGGCGCCGUCCCGCUCGGCGUCCUCGUUGCAUGGGCGCUCGCCACCCGCCCCGGCGCCCACAAGGCCCACGUCACGCUGCUCGGCUGGCUGGUCAGCAUGAUCCUGACGCUGUUCCUGACCGACGUGGUCAAGAAUGCCGUUGGCCGCCCACGCCCGGAUCUGCUGUCGCGCUGCAAACCCGCUCCUGGCACGCCCGCGCACACCUUGGUCACGUUCGAGGUGUGCACGGAGACGGACCACCAUGUGCUGCAUGACGGCUGGCGCAGUUUCCCCUCGGGGCAUAGCAGCUUCUCCUUCAGCGGGCUGGGCUAUCUGAGUCUGGUGAUUGCGGGGCAGUGCCAUGUCUAUCGACCGCGGGCAGACCUGGCGCGUGUCCUGCUUGCCCUUGCGCCGCUGCUAGGCGCCGCUCUCAUCGCCAUCAGUCGGUGCGAGGACUACAGACACGACGUGUACGACGUGAGUGUGGGUUCGCUGCUGGGCAUCUCCGUCGCCCACUACACGUACAGGCGCUACUACCCAGCGCUGAGGAGCCGCGACUGCGCUACUCCGUAUCCGAACCCGGCAGACGACAAGGGCUUCGCCAAGAUCAAGGACGAGGAGAGCAUUAGAGGAGCGCAGGAGUUUGAGCUGGCUGGCUUCGACGAGGACGACGAGGAGAGGGAGAGCAGGCCUCUUAAUGGACGAAGAUGA
Ascochyta rabiei is the source of this 951-nucleotide messenger RNA. RefSeq lists its product as uncharacterized. The transcript is spliced from 3 exons. The record is from RefSeq and is a predicted model, not a curated record. Bases 1 to 951 code for a protein of 316 amino acids. NCBI's taxonomy places the organism in Eukaryota, Fungi, Ascomycota, Dothideomycetes, Pleosporales, Didymellaceae. Gene Ontology annotation, molecular function: phosphatidate phosphatase activity. Gene Ontology annotation, biological process: phospholipid metabolic process.